Acomys russatus (golden spiny mouse) is the source of this 943-nucleotide messenger RNA. RefSeq names its product transmembrane p24 trafficking protein 3 (gene Tmed3). Bases 103 to 765 code for a protein of 220 amino acids. The transcript is spliced from 3 exons. Gene Ontology annotation, biological process: endoplasmic reticulum to Golgi vesicle-mediated transport; intracellular protein transport; Golgi organization. Lineage: Eukaryota; Metazoa; Chordata; Mammalia; Rodentia; Muridae. The record is from RefSeq and is a predicted model, not a curated record. Gene Ontology annotation, cellular component: COPII-coated ER to Golgi transport vesicle; endoplasmic reticulum; Golgi apparatus.
AAGCGCUGUGCAGAGCUCGCGCCACGUCUCUCCAGGGACCCCACCCAGCUCCCUGCUAUCUCUGUGUGGGAACUGCCGCUCGGAGGACCAGGCCAAAGCAUCAUGGGCAACGAGGCUCCUCGCGCUUCAUCCUUCCAGAUGCUGCUCCUGUUGCUUCUGCUCCUGCUCCGGGCCGAGCGACUGCGGGGUGCUGAGCUUACCUUUGAGCUGCCGGACAAUGCCAAACAGUGCUUCCACGAAGAGGUGGAGCAGGGCGUGAAGUUCUCCCUGGAUUACCAGGUUAUCACUGGAGGCCACUACGAUGUGGACUGCUAUGUGGAGGACCCCUCGGGAAAUGUCAUCUACAGGGAGACCAAGAAGCAGUACGACAGCUUCACGUACAGGACGGAGGCCAAGGGCGUUUACCGGUUCUGCUUCAGCAAUGAGUUUUCCACCUUCUCCCACAAGACCGUCUACUUUGACUUCCAAGUGGGUGACGAGCCCCCCAUUCUCCCAGACAUGGGGAAUAGGGUCACAGCUCUCACCCAGAUGGAAUCCGCCUGUGUAACUAUCCAUGAGGCCCUGAAGACUGUGAUCGACUCUCAGACACAUUAUCGCCUGCGAGAGGCCCAGGACCGAGCCCGAGCCGAAGACCUUAAUAGUCGAGUGUCUUACUGGUCUGUGGGCGAGACCAUCGCCCUGUUUGUGGUCAGCUUCAGCCAGGUGCUACUGCUGAAAAGCUUCUUUACAGAAAAACGACCCACCAACAGAGCGGUCCACUCCUAGUCAUGCAGUCCCAUGCCACAGCCCCUCACACCCCUGGGGCCUCUGGUUCCUGUAGGCAUGGGGGUGUGACACAGGGCGAGGGAAAGCUGCAGGAAGAACAAAGGCCAUACUUUGUUGUUUGUGCACAUAGCUGAUUCUUGCACUCCGGCAACUGAAGCUCACAGAGCCCAGGAAUCUG